AUUGGAGAUUUAUAAUCAGUUAAUUAGCUAGCAUGUAUUUGCAUUCAAAAAAUUAUCUCGAAGCCACGCCCUUACCAAGAAGCCUUACUAAUCAGCUUGUAAAAAAAUCAGAUAUUGUAACUAAAUCAAUUGAGCGCCGCUAUGAAAAGAUACGACCGCCUAAAGUUAAUCGCCAAAAUCCAAUUUCCAAAAUAGAACGCAUGACUACAGAAUACAAAAUGACAGGAAUAUAUGAAAGGCCUAAUAGACCAAGCUCCCGCAAGCAUUCCAUGCUAUUUAAAACUAUGCGGUUAAGUUCAAAAAUCUCUAUUCAAGUUAUGACAAUGACAGGAGAUAAGUUCAAUAUCAAGAUGAAUAAAACUGAUACUAUCAUGAAGCUCCGAGAAAAAAUUUCCACGAAGAAAUCAUUGACCAAACCUCAAUUUCCAGUUCUAAUAUUCCAGUCACAAUUUCUCACAGAGGAUACCGAGAAAUUAUCAGACCUUGGGUUUGAAAACGAUUCAUCAGUAUUCUGAGUCAUCAAAUCGAGCAGACUACGUGAGUGCUUAAUAUGUCUUGGAGAGUCAGAACCUCAUUCAAAUAGUAUAAUAUGCCCAAAAGGACACUACAUUUGCAAUGACUGCGUGCCAGAAUAUCUACAGAGUAUAUUAGCUUGACCAGAGGCAGAAAUUCCUGUAAAAUGCCCUGAUUGAAAAGAGUUGAUAGAAACAAGACAAAUCAAAAGAAGCCUAAUUCACAAUCCAAUCUUGAAAGAAAACAGUCUUUUGCUCUAAAAGUAUACGAAUGUUACAGUGAACUUGCCACUCUGGAUCCAAACAUGUAUAGAGCUCAUAUCUGCCCUCUAAAUUGUAGCUACCCUGAAAUUGUCAAAACAAAUGAAGACUGAAUACCUUUGUUCUUCUGUCAGCGUAAAGGCUGCAAGAAAACUAGCUGUAAAACAUGUCAUGAAGAGAUUAAGACUCCUGAUUCCGAGCGCGUAAACAAAGCAGAAUACAAAGAAAUAAUAAAACAAAUGGACAAGCACUUCACUUGUUAUGACAAUAAGAUUUUAAAGGAAGAAUGGGAGGAACUCUUAAUGAAAGGAUCUUCUAGAUCAUGCCCUCAAUGCGGCUAUGGAGGAAUAAAAGACGAUAACUGUACCCAUAUCAGCUGUCAGAAAUGCUCUACUAUGUGGUGUUAUUUCUGUGGGCUUAGUGAAAAAGAUUGAGACAAAGACCCUAUAUCUGAAGCUAGGAGUAAGAAAAAGAUUUUUGCACAUAACAAAAAUUGGGAAACCAAUCCAAAAAGGUGUCCUCUAUUUCUUACGGGAAUUGUAGAAAUAGAUCCUCGAUAUAGUUUAAGUGAUAGGAAGUCGAAAAAGGUCUUCCAUAAGCUCAUUCUGUAUACUGAAGUGAGAAACUUUAUCAAUAAACAUGGUAUGAAAGCUUAUAAAGGACUCAUGAAGCAGUUCCCACCUCUAUCAGAUCACGGAAUUGAUAUUGAAAAGGCAAUGAAUGCAGAUUUGACCAUGAUUAAGAGGAAGUCUUAA
Molecule: messenger RNA, 1528 nt
Organism: Moneuplotes crassus
Lineage: Eukaryota; Ciliophora; Spirotrichea; Euplotida; Euplotidae
Source: the annotation of a GenBank genome assembly